UGUGGCUCUGAUGUGAAGCAGUACGUGUAUGGAGGCUGGGCCUGGGCUUGGUGGUGCAUCACUGACACCCAAAGGAUUUCCCUAGAGAUCAUGACGUGACAGCCCAGGUGUGAGGACGUAGAGACGGCUGAGGGGGGAGCUUUAACUGUCACAGGUGUGGCACAGGUGAAGAUAAUGACUGAGAAGGAGCUUCUGGCUGUGGCCUGCGAGCAGUUCUUGGGGAAGAACGUGCAAGAUGUGAAUGUCCUUCAGACACUGGAGAGGCAUCUGCGCUCCAUCCUAGGUACCCUGACAGUAGAGCAGAUUUACCAGGACAGGGACCAGUUUGCCAAGCUGGUGUGGGAGGUGGCAGCUCCCGAUGUGGGUUGCAUGGGCAUCAAGAUCCUGAGCUUCACCAUCAGGGAUGUCAGUGAUAAAGUGGAUUACCUGAGCUCCCUGGGGAAGACCCAGACUGCAGCUGUCCCGAGGGAUGCAGACACUGGGGUGGCAGAAGCCAAGCGAGACGUCGGCGUCCGGGAGGCAGAGUGCAAGAAGGAAAUGCUGGAUGUCAAGUUCAUGGCAGAUACCAAAAUAGCAGUAUCCAAACAGGCGUUUGAGUUGCAGAAAGCUGAGGAGGUCAACAUGAAGACUGCAGAGGCUCAGAGCAGGGGCUUGGUGGGACAUGGAGUGUGGGGCUCGCUGCACCGGGUCCUGUCCCUCUGGGGCUGCCCCUGCUACAUCCAAAGCCCUUGUCCAGCAACUGGCAACCAGUUUGGAAUGGGUAACUCCCAGUUUGGGGUCUCCCCACCUAUGGGAGGGACCAUCCUGGUGACCACGGGGGUCAAG
This is a messenger RNA of Chaetura pelagica (chimney swift), 825 nucleotides long. RefSeq names its product flotillin-2-like. The record is from RefSeq and is a predicted model, not a curated record. Gene Ontology annotation, biological process: regulation of myoblast differentiation; protein localization to plasma membrane. Gene Ontology annotation, cellular component: plasma membrane. Lineage: Eukaryota; Metazoa; Chordata; Aves; Apodiformes; Apodidae.